UUUCGCCCCGGUAUAAAUGCGCCGCCCAUAGCAGCCCACAGUUUAGGGUUUACAAUUCACGUCCAUAGCUGCCACUGCUCCCCAAUCUUUGCGAUAGCUAAGCCGACAUCGCUCUCAUGGCGGACGACCUUCACUAUUCUUCUCGACCCGAUAACAAGCGAAAGUUCGGUAAUCCGGCGGAUGGAGUCGCCCCUUCGCUGCCCACGAGGAGGAUGUCAGGCUUCUCGGCACCGAUCGCCUCCUCGUCUCCUGACGGCGGUUCGGGCGGUGCUUCCCCCGCCCAACAAUCUUACAAUAGCGUUCCUCCGCCCCUCGAUGGAAUCGAGCUCGCCAAACAGCGGGCCCAGGAGAUCGCAGCGAGGCUGUUCAGUGACGCCGAGGCCAAGCGACCGAGGGUUGAGACAGCCGGAGGCACAGACGAUUUGAGGGACAGAGGCUUUGGCUCUGCUCCGAGUGAUUUUACACUAAAGCAUUCGAGCCAAACAGUAACUUCUCAAAUUGGCAUGACUUCUCAUCCAAUACCAACUUAUGGUUUUCAGAAUUCAAACAAAAAGAUUGAAAUUCCAAAUGGAAGGGUUGGUGUAAUUAUUGGAAAGAGUGGAGAAACUAUCAAAUAUCUUCAACUUCAAUCAGGGGCAAAGAUUCAAGUAACUAGAGAUAUGGAUGCCAAUCCUAAUUCACUGACUAGGUCAGUGGAAAUUGUGGGUACGUCUGAACAGAUUAGCAAAGCUGAACAGUUAAUUAAUGAUGUGCUUGCUGAGGCUGAUGCUGGGGCUUCUUCCACCAUUGCAUCUCAGAAAUUUGGUAGUGUUCAACCUGGUGCAGAACAAUUUCAGAUGAAGGUUCCAAACAACAAGGUUGGUCUUGUUAUUGGUAAAGGUGGUGAAACUAUAAAGAGUAUGCAAGCUAAAUCUGGUGCACGUAUCCAGGUGAUACCUCUCCAUCCACCUCCUGGUGAUACAUCAACUGAAAGAACAGUAUAUAUAGAUGGCACGCAGGAGCAGAUUGAAAUUGCAAAACAGUUGGUCAAUGAAAUUAUUAUUAGUGAGCCUCGUGGUAGAAAUCCAGCUACCUCUGGAGGAUAUCAGCAAGGUUACUAUGCACCCCGUCCUCCAACAAGCUGGGGUCCACCUAGUGCGCCACCCGCGCAGCAACCUGGUUAUGCUUACAUGCCUCCUGGAGCUUAUCCUGGUCCACCACCUCAGUAUAAUAUGCCUCAAUCAACUUAUGGAAGCUAUCCUCCAUCUGAAUGGGAUCAAACAUCCAAUCAAUCUACUCAGAAAACUGCACCAGGUUCUGGAUAUGAUUACUACAAUCAGCAAUCUCAACAGCAGCAACAGAGUGUUGGAGGAUCCUCUACUGACGGUACUGCAGGCUACAACUACGGGCAGCCACUUCCUAAUUACAAUAAUCAGGCUUCCUAUGGUACUGCCACUUACUCUCAGACGUCUGCUGGACAACAAGGUUAUGGGCAAGAUGGAUUUUCUAGUGGAUACAGCGCUCCUGCUUAUUCCGAGGCAGCGCCCAACCCACAGAGUGGGUAUGAUCAGCAGGCCUAUGCUUCCACUCUUAGCUAUGGCACAAUGGGCACCCAAUCUCAAGAUGGAUCUGCCUCUGCUUAUGGUGCUCAGGGUGGGUCAACUCAAGCAUCUGCAGUUCAACAACCUCCAUUGAGUCAACCACCAAAUACUACUACUGCUGGGUAUCAAGGAACUCUUGCAUCUGGAUAUGGCAUUCCUCCAACAUCACUGCAAAGAUAUGGGAACCAGCCCCCUCCCUCAACUGGAUAUGGUCAAAAGCCACCGCCUAGUUAUGAACAAUCUCCUCAAGUCCAGAAGCCACCUGCUCCUCAGUCAGUUCAUGGACAAGGUCAGCAAGCUCAAGCCCCUCCUGGUAGCUAUAUGCAAUCCACUGUUGUCCAGCCUGGAUAUGGUCAACCGCAACCCUAUGGUGUGCCAACUCAUAACCAACCAGGUUAUGUGCAGCAGCAGCAGCAGCCAUACAAUGUGCAGCCUCCUGCAUACUCUGGUGACAAUGGAAGUGAAACUGCAACUAAGGCAUCUGGAACCUGAUUGCCUGGUAAGUCAUAUACAUAGGAAUGAAAUCCAUGGUGCUCUGCUUUUGGUAUCUUAGAACCGCUAAUUCUUCCUCUCUAAAUGUGGUGCGACCAGGUUUUACAUGUAUUUGUGUAAUCUAAGGAUAUCAGACUCCUGGUAAGUUACCUUUUAAUGCUGCCUCAUUUUGGAUAUAGCUUUAAUGAACAUUAUUGCUUGUACUAACAGAGCUAAAACACACUGUGCACACUUUGUUAUCAAGUAACAAUUGCUUUUGUUUUCUA
Zingiber officinale is the source of this 2338-nucleotide messenger RNA. RefSeq names its product far upstream element-binding protein 2-like. The coding region runs from base 117 to 2072 and encodes 651 amino acids. Gene Ontology annotation, biological process: regulation of gene expression. Lineage: Eukaryota; Viridiplantae; Streptophyta; Magnoliopsida; Zingiberales; Zingiberaceae. The record is from RefSeq and is a predicted model, not a curated record. Gene Ontology annotation, cellular component: cytoplasm. Gene Ontology annotation, molecular function: mRNA binding. The transcript is spliced from 7 exons.